Molecule: messenger RNA, 1206 nt
Organism: Hydra vulgaris (swiftwater hydra)
Lineage: Eukaryota; Metazoa; Cnidaria; Hydrozoa; Anthoathecata; Hydridae
Source: RefSeq, a predicted model, not a curated record
UUUACAUACAAUUAAGUAGAAGAAUUUUAUUUUUAUUUUUAGGAAAUACUUUCAUACUAAAUAAUUUAUCUUAUUAAGAUGUGUUCUAUUGGGUUAAUGACAUCAGAUGCUUGCGAAGGCCAACAAGAUGUUAUUGAAACUUUAAGCAAUGAAGAAAAAAUAAUUAUAUCUUUACGCUGUAAUAUUGAAUUAUCAAACUUAGAAAUAUUAUGUGAAAGACAUAAUACAAAAUAUUUGAAAAUGUAUCCUAUAUGGCAGAAAGCUUGUUGUGAUCCAUUCAAUAGACAUACAAAGAAAAUCACAAAAAAUCUUGGCGUAGUUACAAUAAAAGAGUCACAAGUCAUGAUGAGAAAUUGUUUGAAUAUUCCUCCUGGGAAGAAACUUUGCAAACCUUGUAAACAAAAGAUUGCCAGAAAAAAAGAACUUACAGAAGAGGAGCAAAGUAAGAGUGAACAAGAUGAGGAUUUUCUAAUAUCACCAUGCAAAAAAAUAAGACAGGAGAUCAAUAAAGAACUCAAAAAUUUUAGUUUAUCUCCUCUAAAAUCUCAUUCAAAAUCAUUAAUACAUAUACUGUCAGAAGGAAAGCAAAAAGUUGCAUGCAUCAACGAAAUGGCGUAUAACGCUACUAGAAAAAUUGAAACUCAAUUUUCCUCAAAACUAUGUUAUGAAACCAAUGGGAUGAAAAAGAAGGCUGCAAACUUUGAUGAAAUUAUGAGCUUGGUAAAAGAAAAAAUUCUAUGUUCUGACAAACGAACUAUUGUUCAACUUCUAACACUGGCACCCCCAAGUUGGUCAAUAUUAGAAGUACAAAAUAACUUUUCGGUUACAGAAUACCAGGCCAAGAUGGCUAGAAAAAUUUUUAAUAAAAAAGGAUUGUUAGGUAUCUCUCCAUUGUAUAAGGGUAAAGUCUUACAUAAAGAAAUAGAAGAUUCAGUUAAAUUGUUUUAUGACUCAAGUGAUUUAUGUCGAACUAUGCCUGGAAAAAAAGAUUAUGUUAGCAUUCAAUAGAACGUCCACAAACAAAAAAAACUGCUUUUGUGUAAUUUAAAGGAACUAUAUGUAUUAUACAAAGAAAACAAUCCAGAAAUACAAAUAAGUUACUCAAAAUUUGCUUCACUUAGACCAAAGUGGUGCAUUUUGCCAGGUGCAAGUGGUACACAUUCUGUUUGUGUUUGUUCUUAUCACCAAAAUGAUAUUUUGCUAGUG